AUGCAUUUGUCACUCCUUUCCAUGUUGGCUUCUUCGAGCUUAGUUCUUGCAAGAAAUGUACCACGCAACUCCUUUCAAUCGGGUCGUGAUGUUGGGUUGUCUGGUUGGUCUGUUCAGUCAGAUGUUUGUCCGGUAGGAAGUACCUCGUGUGGGAUUACUGCGAGCGGUGCAUGCUGUCCGUCAAGUAUGAUCUGUGCCAAACCUGCGAAUUCUGAAGUUGCAGCCUGCUGUCCAACCACGGGCGAAUGUCGUGCGGUGAUUGAAGCAGCUCCAAAGUGUGCGGAUGCGGGUUGGAGUUUGUGGGCUGGAUUGGAUGGAAAUGAUUUUUGUUGCGAGGUGGGCUUGCUGGGGGCUUAUGAUCAUAUUUCUCAUCGUGCUGGAACUUGCGUUGCUUCUGUUGUAGCUCCUACUACUUCGGCUGUUCUUAGAUCAACAGGAACGGAUUCCUCAAUCGUUGCUACUAUAAGCUCAAUCUCUACUACUAUUACCUCAGCCCCGAUAACAUCGACUAUCGUGCCAACAACCGACAGUGUUACCUCAAUCACUUCUGUCAAGGUAUCCACCUCGGCGUCUAGUUCUGCCAAGGACAUCAGUGACAAUAUUCAAGCUUUAGCUUCCUCUGCUUCUGGUACUACAGAAGUCUCUUCGUCCAAGGCGGCAACAUCGAUAAUUUCUAAAGUUUCAUCAAGUGCAGUUGCAAACUCAAAAUCUGCAUCUAAUAAUGUGAUAGCAAGUUCUAAUUCAGCACCUACCGGAAAACCAGUAUUCUUUCACUAUAUGGUCGGAGGAAUUACCGAUUCUCACUGCGAGCGAGAUAUCAUUGAUGCUGUAGCUUUAGGAGCCGAUGCAUUUGCUCUUAAUCUUGCCGUACCACUAGAUUCCAGCCACUCAUGGGCAGUCAACACCGUCGCCUGUCUCUUCAAAUAUGCCCAAGCUCAUGACUUUAAACUCUUUUUCUCCUUCGACAUGACUGGUUUCACAUCCCCUUCUCAGCUCAUCCCUAUCCUAAACACCUACAUCACCAACAGUGCUUACUAUACCUAUUCCGAUUCCGGACAACCCUUCGUAUCGACCUUCAACGGAGGGACCUCAGCCUUCAAAUUUGGUCAAGACACUGUAAACGACGGAUGGAAAAAAGGCCUCCAAGAACCCAUGUCCGCCUCCGGCCACCCCAUCUACUUCAUCCCCUCCUUCCAAGAUGUUGCCCCCUCUUCCUCCUUCUUCACCACCACAUACCCCACCCUAAACGGAACAUUCAACUGGAACUCUUGGCCCACCUAUACCGCCGGCGAUGUCCCCGUCAACACCAUCGACGACACCAUCUAUCAAACCGCCGCUCAAGCUUCCAAAAAAGGAUUCAUGAUGGGCAUUUCCCCACUCCAAUUCAAACACAUCUCCAAGACGCAAAACUGGUACCGCCGCGGCGAAGCCAACCUCGAAUUCCGCUUCCAACAAAUCCUCACUCUGCAACCCGAUUUCAUCGAAUUCCAAACGUGGAACGAUGCGGGCGAAUCGCAUUAUAUGGGAAAUAGCUGGCCCGAAUCUCUCGUUUCGAAUAGUACACCCGAGGCUCUGUCGAGUUUGGAUUAUGAUCAUACGGCAUAUGCACAGAUUCUCAAGAGUUUUAUAAAGGUGUGGAAGAGCGGGGCGAAGAGUACGGAUACGAUGGUUCCGACGAAUGGGAAGGAUGUCCAGGGGACUUUUUGGCAUCAUACGCUGUUGAAGGGGGGCGAUUGUGGAGGGGAUAAAUUGGGAUUGGGAAAGCCGGAUGGGAUAGAGGGGGUGGAGGAUAGUGUUACGGCGGUGGUGUUGGUUGCAGAGGGUGUGGAGGGAUUAGUGGGUAGGAUUAGUGUGGGGGGGAAGGUGUGGGGGGAGAAGACUUUGAGUGAGGGGUUUAAUACAUUGGUUGUGGGGAAUAUUACGACGGGGUCGGUGUCGAUGAGUGUGGUGGAUAAGGCGGGAUUGGUUGUGGUGGGUGGGAAGGGUCCGAUGGAUGUGGUGAGUAAGGCGGACUUGUGUAAUUACAAUUUCCAGGUUGUGGGGUUGAGUUAG
Molecule: messenger RNA, 2052 nt
Organism: Sclerotinia borealis F-4128
Lineage: Eukaryota; Fungi; Ascomycota; Leotiomycetes; Helotiales; Sclerotiniaceae
Source: the annotation of a GenBank genome assembly